UGAGGUUCUAAUAAGCGGAAUAUAUGACAUCAUGGAUCAGUGGAUAAUAGUGCUCACUUUGCUUUCUAUAUUACUUGUUUUGCUCUACAAGUGGUCGGUGGCUAAGUAUAACAUCUUCAGUGAAAGGGGCGUGGCACACGAUAAACCUUGGCCUUUGAUUGGUAAUAUUCCCAUCAGGGGAAUAUUUGGUCGGAUUUCGGUGCUGAAGCAUAUGGCAGAACUGAAUUUAAAGUAUUCGAAUUCACCGGUUUAUGGCAUUUACGCCCUGAGAGAUCCGUACAUCUUCGUUCGAGACCCGGAGCUCAUCAAGCUGAUUGGCAUCAAGGAAUUCGACCACUUCGUCAAUCACCACAAUAUGCACAACAAUAUGCAGGAAUCGAUUCUGUCGAAGAGCCUCAUCUCCCUGCGAGAUGGUCGAUGGCGAGAGAUGCGUAAUAUCCUUACGCCCGCGUUCACUGGCAGCAAAAUGCGGAUAAUGUUCGAGCUGAUCCAGUCUUGCAGCGAGGAGGGUGUGCUCCACGUCCUGGAACAAUUGCAGCCGUCGAAGGAGGCGGUUAUCGACCUGGAAAUGAAGGAUUACUUCACGCGUUUCGCCAACGAUGUGAUUGCCACGGUGGCCUUCGGGCUCAGCAUCAACUCGUUCAGGCGCAAAGAUAACGAGUUCUUUCGGAUCGGACAGGCUCUGUCCAGGAUUACCCCAUGGUCGAUGGCCAAGGCCAUGCUCCACGCCCUCUUUCCUCGGCUAAUGAAGAUACUACAAAUCCAAGUUUUGGACGGCACAAACGUCAAUUAUUUCACCAGUCUAGUCAACAUGACUAUGAAGUAUAGACAGGAGCACAAGGUUAAAAGACCAGACAUGAUCCAUCUUUUGAUGGAGGCAAAGCAGCAAAGGCUCUCGGAUCUGAAGAAUCAGUCGAAGGACUCCCAAUACUAUGCUGAGUUCACAGAUGAGGAUCUUUUGGCUCAGUGUCUGCUUUUCUUUUUUGCUGGAUUCGAGAUCAUCUCUUCAUCAUUGUGUUUUCUGACCCAUGAACUCUGUUUGAAUCCCGUUGUGCAGGAUAGGCUUUAUGAGGAGAUCCUGGCUGUUCAAGGGGACCUAAAUGGGCAACCCUUGACCUAUGAUAAGCUUACCAAGAUGAAGUAUCUGGACAUGGUUGUACUAGAAGGUCUUCGUAAAUGGCCACCAGCUAUUUACACCGAUCGUGAAUGUUGCCAGGAUAUCGAUUUGUUUGAUGACAAUGGUGAAAAGUUGUUCUCCGCCCGAAAGGGAGAUAUCCUGCAAAUACCUAUCUUUUCCCUGCACCACGAUCCUGAGAACUUUGAGGAUCCGGAGUCCUUCAAUCCCGAGCGUUUCGCAGAGGAUCGCGGUGUUGAGCCUCGAGUGUUUCUGCCCUUUGGAGUUGGUCCCCGAAAUUGCAUUGGCAACCGAAUGGCUUUGAUGGAGCUCAAGUCUAUUGUUUACCAAUUGAUUUUGAACUUUAAAUUACUGCCAGCCGAAAGGACAAGCCGGAAUUUACUGGAUGACAUCAGAGGAUACGACAUGCAUCCCAAAGAUGGCUUCUGGUUGAAGUUUAAGUCACGUCAAUAAAGUCUCUUGCAUCUUAGCCAACUAA
This is a messenger RNA of Drosophila ficusphila, 1613 nucleotides long. RefSeq names its product probable cytochrome P450 9h1 (gene Cyp9h1). NCBI's taxonomy places the organism in Eukaryota, Metazoa, Arthropoda, Insecta, Diptera, Drosophilidae. Bases 32 to 1588 code for a protein of 518 amino acids. The record is from RefSeq and is a predicted model, not a curated record. Gene Ontology annotation, molecular function: oxidoreductase activity, acting on paired donors, with incorporation or reduction of molecular oxygen; monooxygenase activity; heme binding. The transcript is spliced from 2 exons.